Drosophila takahashii is the source of this 1627-nucleotide messenger RNA. Its product is annotated as leucine-rich repeat-containing protein 28. NCBI's taxonomy places the organism in Eukaryota, Metazoa, Arthropoda, Insecta, Diptera, Drosophilidae. The record is from RefSeq and is a predicted model, not a curated record. Gene Ontology annotation, molecular function: protein binding.
CGCGAGAAAUUGCGACAGGCCAGUGAGACAAAUUUAGCCAAGACCAACGAAAUUCUGAACCGAAUCGCAGGAGACUCUCGAUUCUCGGCGGAGAGCAAACUGUUGCUGCUGAUUCUGGUGGUGCUGCCACUGGGCCUGAGCCACUCGGUGGCUGUGGUGGCGCUGGUGGCGGUGGCAGUUUUUGUUUGGCGGGUGGCGGUGCCAAAUGAUGAUCAUGACCGCGUAGAGACGCAGAUAAAUAUAAUUGAAACACCAGCAAACUAUAAGCAAGUAAAACCCGAAGACGCCACCAUAGUGCGGGCAUUGUGUAACUGCAACCAUAUCGGCAUCGUCAACAUGAACAAAACGAUUCUGCACUGGAGCUACCUGAACUUCAAGGAUGUGCCGAUGGAUCUCUUCCUCUACGAGGAUCUCGAGGAGGUCUACCUCAAGGAGAACUUCAUAUCGGUGAUCCCCAAGUGGCUGCUGAACAUCACGACCCUCAAGUUCAUCCAUCUGGCGGGCAACAAUCUCAGCGAACUGCCCACCGAUAUCUAUAUGCUGGAGAACCUUGAGUUUCUGGACGUUUCCAACAAUGAGCUCACGGAGCUGCCCCCCACCCUAGGUCUCCUCCUGUGUCUCCAGCAGCUGAAUGUGUCGGGCAAUCAGCUCACCGAACUUCCAGUGGAACUGAGCAGCUUGCGCAAUCUGGAGCACCUGAACAUCGCCAAGAAUCAAUUUCGCCGACUGCCCAUACAGCUGAGCGAGUGCGUCCGCCUGAACGAGCUGAAUGUGAGCGACAACGAGGCACUGCUCCACAUCCCCGAGCGCAUCGCCAACCUGCCCAUGCUGCAGUCCCUCCUCGCCGAUCGCUGUUCUCUCGUCUACCUCCCAGCCGCCCUCUCCAAGUUCAUGAACCAUGUGCGCAUCUUUCACAACACAGCCAUCAACUACAUACCCAUGGUCUACGAGAGGUUCUACCAAAAUUUCUACGACAACCGACAGAGAUGCACCCCCAUUGCCGUUAAUCGCAAGGGUCUGUUUUGGGUGCGCGAGCUGGAGACCAACUCCAGAUUGGUACUUCCGGUGGGCACCCGCACAGUAUUUCCGGUUCCCUCGGUGGAGAACAGGGUCACACUCUACGACGACUGUCUGCACGCCCUGCAGUCGUUGAAUCGCUCCUUGCCCGUCUACGAGAACGCCGCCCUGCACCACCUACUCCCGGAACCGUACAUCAGUUCCCACAUCAACAACGGAGCCAUCGCCCGCUGCACGAAUUCCACCUGUUCCAGAUGCCUGUACACCUCGUACUACUUCAUGGUCGUGAAGAGGCGUGGCAGCACUUCCAAGCAGCUCUUCACCUGCAAUUUCUGCACCAACCGAUGCGCCCUUCUCUGGCUGACGAGCAAUGACAAAAAGUACUACCAAUUGACUUGGCGAGUGUCGGAUGAUGAUGACGACGAUGAUGAAGAACACGUGUCCGAUGGCAAGUAGAGCCAAUGGAGUUCGACCGACCUCGUUGUAUAUAGUCAUACAUACAUAUAUAAUUAUUUAAUUAUUAUAUUUAAUUACCAUUAAUUAGUUUUGUACAUGUCAUGUUAAUGCUAUUGAACUACUGGCAACCGGCGCCAUUUGUCCAAAGAGAAAG